Molecule: messenger RNA, 660 nt
Organism: Racocetra fulgida
Lineage: Eukaryota; Fungi; Glomeromycota; Glomeromycetes; Diversisporales; Gigasporaceae
Source: the annotation of a GenBank genome assembly
CGUCACAAAUUGGCUCAACCAUGGUCUGCGAAAGAUAAAGUGGUUCUUAUAACUGGUGCCUCAAGCGGAAUAGGUCGAUCAUUAGCUCACUUAUUCGCAAAACAAGAAGAUGCAUUAAUUAAUGUGGCUAAUGAAUGUCGAGAUCAAUAUGGAGCAACUAAAGUAGUAACCAUUAAAUGUGAUGUUUCUGAUGAAAAUGAUGUUUCAAAAUUGAUUAAAACGGUUGAAGAUUCAUUUAAUAAAUUGGAUUGUUUGAUUUUAAAUGCUGGAGUAUCUAUGGGUGAACGAUUUGAAAGUAUCUCCGAUUAUAAAAUGAUUAAGACAAUUAUGGAUAUUAAUUAUUUUGGAUCAACUUAUAUCACAUAUAAAGCUUUAAAUCUUCUGAAAAAUUCUAAAGGUGGUAGAAUUGUGGUGGAUGCUGUGAAAACUGAAAUAAAUGACAAUCGAUUAGGUAAAAGUCCAUCAAAGUUGGAUAUGACGAGUGCGAUGUCAUCUGAUGAAUGCGCAAAUAUAAUUUAUAAAGGUGUUGUCAGAGGUGAUAAGGAAAUUUUAUUUGUUGCUAGAGGAAAAUUUGCACGGAUGAUGGAAGGUGUUUUCCCGGAUGCGUGGUCUUAUUUAACAAGAAAAUAUUCUUGGAAAGCAGUUGCAUCUAAUUCUUGA